AUAAAAAGAAAAACAGUGCGUAAUCUUUACGCCAGUUACUAAAAAGUGCGCAAUCACGUCGCUCUUAACGCUAGUAAAUCAAAUCGCCAAGCGUACAUUCGCGGGUGGUGUUAACCAAUUGAAAAAAUCUAAAAUUAUGGUCGUCACACACAAUGUAAAGGGCUACGAAGAGUUUGCCAAGAAAAUGGAGGAACUGGAAACCGGGGACGGCAACAAUCCGGUUCAUGUUCUCUUUAGCGGCGGCAAGGAUGAAAAUGGCGAGAGCUGGUGUCCAUACUGUGUCAAGGCCGAGCCGGUGAUACACGAUGCUCUGAAGAAGGCUGCGGAGAAAUCCCACUUUGUGCAUGUCGACGUUGGGGAGCGCUCAUACUGGAAAGAUUUGAAUUGCCCAUUCCGCAAAGAUCCCAACACGCACUUGAUCUUUUUGCCCACAUUGCUGCGCUGGAAGUCGCCACAGCGCUUGGAUGGCGAACGCUGCUCCAACAAGGAUCUUGUCGAGAUGAUGUUUGAGGAUGAGGAUUAAAAAACUUUAGAGACAACAUGCAGUUACUUAUACAUAUUUUUAUUUUGGAAUGUUUGCAUACACA
Messenger RNA from Drosophila innubila, 587 nucleotides. RefSeq names its product thioredoxin domain-containing protein 17. The transcript is spliced from 3 exons. The record is from RefSeq and is a predicted model, not a curated record. NCBI's taxonomy places the organism in Eukaryota, Metazoa, Arthropoda, Insecta, Diptera, Drosophilidae. Gene Ontology annotation, molecular function: protein-disulfide reductase [NAD(P)H] activity. Gene Ontology annotation, cellular component: cytosol. Bases 137 to 523 code for a protein of 128 amino acids.